AUGAUUAAGAAAAAAGCAAAUAAAACAAAGUUAAACAAAGGCAUUCUUAUUCGAAUUAAUGGACCGGUGUUGGAUGUGCGUUUUGCUGAUUAUUUACUACCUGAUUUAUAUAGUACUUUAAAAGUUCAAAAUGGAGAUCAAGAUUUAAUUAUGGAAGUAGUUCAACAAAUUGGAAAUAAUGUAGUUCGUUGUUUAGCUAUGGAAAGUGUGACGGGAUUACAAAGAGGAGCUGAAGUAUAUGAUUUAGAUCGGCAAAUUUCCGUUCCUGUUGGAAAACUCACAUUAGGCCGAAUGUUUGAUGUUUUAGGAAGACCGAUUGACGGCAAACCAGCCUUAAAAAAUUCUAAAUUGUUGCCAAUUCAUCAAAAACCCCUGUUAAUGAAACAACAAAAACCGGCCACUCAAUUAUUGGAAACCGGCAUUAAAAUUAUUGAUUUAUUAACUCCUUUCGCAAAAGGCGGAAAAAUCGGUUUAUUUGGAGGAGCUGGAGUAGGAAAAACGGUUUUAGUUCAAGAAUUUAUUAAUAAUAUCGCGACUCAACACAAAGGUAUUUCUGUUUUUGCUGGUGUUGGCGAACGAAGUCGAGAAGGCAACGAUUUAUAUAAUGAAAUGAUUGAAACCGGAGUUUUAUCUAAAACUAUUUUAGUUUUUGGACAAAUGAAUGAACCUCCUGGACCUCGAAUGAGAGUAGCUUUAAGUGCUUUGACGAUGGCGGAAUAUUUUCGGGAUACAGAAAAAAAAGAUGUAUUACUAUUUAUUGAUAAUGUUUUUCGUUUUGUUCAAGCGGGUAGCGAAGUAUCUACAUUGCUUGGUCGAAGUCCAUCCGCGGUGGGUUAUCAACCGACUUUGGAAUCCGAAAUUGGACAGUUACAAGAACGAAUUGCUCCGGCUCUUAAUGGUUCAAUCACUUCCGUACAGGCGAUCUAUGUCCCGGCGGAUGAUAUUACGGAUCCGGCCCCGGCAGCAAUUUUAUCUCAUUUGGACUCGCGAAUUAUUUUGGACCGAGAAAUUGCCGCUCUUGGUAUAUAUCCGGCAAUUAAUCCUCUAUCCUCAUCAUCUCGCAUGCUUCGCCCGGAAAUUGUAGGCGAAAAACAUUAUGAAAUAGCACAACGAGUAAAGGAACAUUUACAGAGAUUUGAAGAUUUGAAAGAUAUUAUUGCAAUUUUAGGUUUUGAUGAGUUAAGUGAAGAGGAUAAACAAAAAGUAAAUCGUGCCCGAAAACUAAGAAAUUUUAUGUCACAAUCUUUUUUUGUCGCGGAAAAAUUUACCAAUCAAAAAGGUGUUUAUUGUUCAACUGCCCAAGUAGUGGAAGAUUGUGAAAGAAUUUUAAAUGGAGAAUUUGAUGCUUAUUCAGAACAGGAUUUUUUUUACUUAAAUUCUUUAUCGGAUCUGAAGAAAUCCAAAACAAGUACAAACUCAACGAAAUAA
Acanthaster planci (crown-of-thorns starfish) is the source of this 1428-nucleotide messenger RNA. RefSeq names its product ATP synthase subunit beta-like. The record is from RefSeq and is a predicted model, not a curated record. NCBI's taxonomy places the organism in Eukaryota, Metazoa, Echinodermata, Asteroidea, Valvatida, Acanthasteridae.